Lactuca sativa (garden lettuce) is the source of this 1056-nucleotide messenger RNA. Its product is annotated as protein BIIDXI. Lineage: Eukaryota; Viridiplantae; Streptophyta; Magnoliopsida; Asterales; Asteraceae. The record is from RefSeq and is a predicted model, not a curated record.
AUGAGGCUUCAAGUUGGUUCUCCAACUAAUGAUUUAGAUGAGACAAAAACAUUUGUUGAAUGGAUUCUUAAAAUUAGUGAAUGUAAUAUUGGUGGUCCUAAUGAUGGUGAAUCUCAAGUUGAAUUUUCAGAAGACAUUAUCGUUCGCUUUAUAGAUAAAGCUAUUUUGGUCUCUACAAAUGAAGAUGUUGAUGUUAUCAAUGACUACAAAUUAGCAUUAAUGAAAGAUGGAGAGAAAAUUUUUGAAUCUCCACCAACAAAUCUAACCACAAACUCUACCUCCCAAUUCAUACUCCUCGAUCCCAAAACCAACCGUAUCCCCGGUUGGUCAUUCAACGAUACCGUUUGGUAUGUGACAGCUGGCGAAAACGUUUCUCUGCCCGGAAACGGUCAUGGCUUGCAAUUGGGUCCAAACAGUAUGAUUAACCAAACAUUCAAACAGGAUGGAAAUUACGAUUAUGUCCUCACAUUUACACUUGCUCCAAGCAGUCCCGAUUGUGCCAACUCCACUUCUGUAAAUGUUUCGGGCCCUACUGCUUCUGAAGUAUUCUUCUUCAGAGAAUCACUAGGGACCGAAAUGUGGCAAACCUAUGCUUAUUCGUUAUGGAACCAAAGGGGUCUUAUGAGCCUACAAAUUCAAAGUACAUCAACAAGUAAUAGUAAUAAUAUAACUUGUUGGCCUAUUGUCGACACUAUUGUCCAAGUUGAUAAUGGGUUUGUGAAUAGUGGAUUUGAAGUGGGACCAGCCUUUAUCGAGAACUCCUCUCAAGGAGUCCUACUUGAGGCUGAUUCCAGCUAUCCUCACAGUUCAGUCCAAUCUCCGCUCCAAUAUUGGACCAUUUUAGGUAUAGUGAAAUACAUUGAUUCGAAACACUAUGCGCGAGGUCGAGCAGUUGAGCUGGUUUCUGGUAAUCCAUCGGGGAUUGUGUCAAGUGUAGGCUUUUUGAAACACGGGCAAGUUACCAUUGAUUUCAUCAUGGGUGAUGCCAAUCACUCGUGUGUUGGGGAUUUUUUUAGUGUUUUUGCAAGUUGGAGACACGAUGAGUUAAAUUGGUAA